AAGCCACCAGAUGAAUUCAAUACAACUGUGAUCUGUCUGUGAUUGAGAAAAUAAAACACGCACCGUCACCCAUCGAAUUAUUGAGUGAAUAUAAUAGAACAGAAAAAGUCCAAACUGAGUCCACAUUUUCCUUUUCUUUUAUAGGAAUAGGAGGAGGCUCAUGAGAUUACAAACAAGCUAACAGCAGCAAAGCAACUACUUGUUUUGUGAAUUGAGAGUUGCUUUUUGUCCCAGACUCAGAUCUGGUUCUGGUUCUGGUUCUUGCUUUGGGUGUCGGCGGUGUUUUGACUUGUGAGACAAGUGACAACUCCUCUGUCGGUGUCGGCAGUGUUGAGCUGCGGCUAUGAGCAUGUACGGCAGGGACCCUUGGGGUGGCCCGCUGGAGAUAAACACGGCGGACUCGGCCACGGACGACGACCGGAGCCGGAACCUGCAGGAUCUGGACAGGGCGGCGCUGUCGUCGCGGCCGUUGGAUGAAACGCAGCAGAGCUGGCUGCUGGGACCCUCCGGGGAGCAGAAGAAGAAGAAGUAUGUGGAUCUGGGAUGCAUCAUUGUCAGCCGUAAGAUCUUUGUGUGGACGGUCGGGACGCUCCUGGUCUCCGCCUUUCUGGCGGGCUUCAUCACCCUCAUCGUCAAGACAGUGCCGCGUCACCACCGCGCCCGCCCUCCCCCCGACAACUACACACUGGCGCUCCACAAGUCUCUAAUGUUCUUCAACGCCCAGCGAUCGGGAAAACUCCCAAAACAUAACAAUGUGUCGUGGAGGGGUAACUCAUGUCUUAAGGAUGGCAAUGAUGCAUCCACCACUUUUAAAGAUCUUGCGGGUGGUUUUUAUGACGCCGGAGAUGCCAUCAAGUUCAACUUCCCUAAAUCCUUUGCCAUGACCAUGCUCAGCUGGAGUGUAAUCGAGUACAGUGCUAAAUAUGAAGCUGCUGGGGAACUCAACCAUGUGAAGGAAAUCAUUAAAUGGGGUUCUGAUUACUUUCUCAAGACGUUCAACCAUUCUGCUGAUUCCAUUGACAAGCUUGUUGCUCAGGUUGGGGUUGGAAAUACUGCUGGAGGAAGUACUACUCCUAAUGAUCAUUAUUGCUGGAUGCGCCCUGAGGACAUUGAUUACCCCCGUCCUGUGACUGAAUGCCACAGUUGCUCCGAUCUAGCCGCCGAAAUGGCUGCUGCUCUCGCUGCUGCAUCCAUAGUUUUUAAAGACAACAAGGCCUACUCACAGAAACUUGUCCAUGGUGCGAAAACACUCUUCAAGUUUUCUAGGGAUCAGCGAGGCAGAUAUAGUGCUGGUGGUGGUUCAGAUGCUGCACUCUUCUAUAAUUCCACCAGUUAUUGGGAUGAAUUCGUAUGGGGUGGAGCUUGGAUGUAUUAUGCUACUGGAAAUUCUUCUUAUCUUCAGCUUGCAACAACUCCUGGUCUUGCCAAACAUGCUGGUGCCUUUUGGGGCGGCCCUGAUUAUGGAGUUUUUAGCUGGGACAACAAGCUUGCCGGAGCUCAGGUGCUUCUGAGCCGUUUGAGGUUAUUCUUGAGUCCUGGGUAUCCGUAUGAAGAAAUUUUGAGGACAUUUCACAACCAGACUAGCAUAGUAAUGUGCUCGUACCUGCCAAUUUUCACAACCUUUAACAGAACCAAAGGAGGCUUGAUCCAGUUGAAUCAUGGAAGGCCACAGCCUCUUCAAUAUGUAGUUAAUGCAGCCUUCUUAGCUACAUUGUAUAGCGAUUAUCUUGAAGCUGCCGAUACACCUGGGUGGUAUUGUGGACCCAACUUCUACUCUACUGAUGUCUUGCGUGAAUUUGCUAAAACUCAGAUUGAUUACAUCCUUGGCAAGAAUCCCCAAAAAAUGAGUUAUGUCGUGGGCUUUGGUAAUCAUUACCCCAAACAUGUCCACCACAGAGGAGCAUCCAUUCCUAAGAACAAGAUCAAAUACAAUUGUAAAGGGGGAUGGAAAUGGAGGGACACUUCAAAGGCAAACCCAAAUACGAUUGAUGGUGCCAUGGUUGCCGGGCCCGACAAACAUGAUGGUUUCCGUGAUGUUCGUUCUAAUUACAACUACACAGAGCCGACCCUUGCUGGAAAUGCAGGUUUAGUAGCAGCGCUUGUUGCUUUGUCGGGAGAAAAAAAUAUUGGGAUUGACAAGAAUACCAUUUUCUCUGCGGUUCCUCCAAUGUUUCCAACUCCACCACCACCUCCGGCACCUUGGAAACCAUGAGAUGCUGAAGUGGUCCUGGUUGUUUUAAGUAUGUUGUGUGACUUACGGCUAGAUGAUUUUGCUGCAGUGUUAGACUUUGGAGCUUAUAUCUACUUGACAUAAACAGUAACUCAGUCACAUGAAGAUCAAGAGAUGGGCGCAAGGAAGUAAGGAUGAAAGCAAUAGACAGACGUUGAGCGGUUAUUGGGCUGGGGCCAAUUCGUGGACUCAGAAUAGCACAAGGAAUUGAUAAAUGUCUAUUUGAUUGGAUUUUGUGAUA
Messenger RNA from Prunus avium (sweet cherry), 2471 nucleotides. RefSeq names its product glycosyl hydrolase 9A1 (gene GH9A1). NCBI's taxonomy places the organism in Eukaryota, Viridiplantae, Streptophyta, Magnoliopsida, Rosales, Rosaceae. Gene Ontology annotation, biological process: carbohydrate metabolic process. The record is from RefSeq and is a predicted model, not a curated record. Gene Ontology annotation, molecular function: hydrolase activity, hydrolyzing O-glycosyl compounds.